This is a messenger RNA of Colletotrichum spaethianum, 2559 nucleotides long. RefSeq names its product putative secreted glycosidase. Gene Ontology annotation, biological process: protein deglycosylation; glycoprotein catabolic process; protein quality control for misfolded or incompletely synthesized proteins. The transcript is spliced from 2 exons. Gene Ontology annotation, cellular component: nucleus; cytosol. Lineage: Eukaryota; Fungi; Ascomycota; Sordariomycetes; Glomerellales; Glomerellaceae. The record is from RefSeq and is a predicted model, not a curated record. Bases 1 to 2559 code for a protein of 852 amino acids. Gene Ontology annotation, molecular function: peptide-N4-(N-acetyl-beta-glucosaminyl)asparagine amidase activity; carbohydrate binding.
AUGUGGGAAGAGUUGUGGUCGAUUCACGGCCUUUUGGCUGUCUUCCGCUGGUUCCUUAUGCCAGAAACCCAUCUGCCAUCGCUACAGCAUGCAGCUUCACAUGCCGUGCAUGCCGCCUCGAAUUGGGUGUCUGGCUCUUCGGUCCCCGACUUGACAAACUCGGCCUCAGUGCUCGCAGAUGAUGAUUUCGACGCCUUGCAGUAUGUUGAUCCUCUUAUCGGUUCAACAAACGGGGGCAAUGUGUUCGUUGGCGCAACAUUACCAUAUGGAAUGGCCAAGGCCUCUGCGGAUACAAACAGCAGUUCCAAUCAAGGUGGCUUCACUUUAGAUGGAAGCCCGGUUACUGGCUUUUCAACAAUGCACGACUCCGGCACUGGCGGACAACCAUCGCUGGGCAACUUCCCGCUGUUUGCAUAUACGACCUGCCCAAGCGGAGUGAUCAACUGGUGCACAUUUCCGAAGAAGUCGAGGGCGAAAUAUGGUUACUUUGACCAAAAGGAUGUGAUCGCAAAGCCAGGAUUGUUCAACAUUACACUGAGAACCGGCAUCAGAGUUGAGAUGACAACGACGGAGCGGGCGUCCCUCAUCAGGUUUAACUUCCCACAAGCAGGACAGCCUCUUAUCCUGCAAGACCUUUCUGAUCUGGGCGAUACGCGACAGGAUAACGCCUCGAUCAGCGUAAACAGCAAAACUGGACGGAUUACGGGACAUGCGCGCUUCCAACCAAGUUUCGGCACUGGCACUUACGUCUUGUACUUUUGUACUGACUUCCAAGGUGCCGAGAUUCUCGAUAACGGAAUCUUUGCAGACAGCCGUGCCAGCACUGAAGUGAAGAACAUGACCAUCUCAAGAUCAAUCAACGGAUAUCCCUUACCAGGAGGGGCCUUUGUGCGGUUUAAGUCUGCCGGCCAGCCCAUCACCGCACGCGUUGCUACCAGUUUCAUCAGCGAAAAGCGGGCCUGUUCUCAUGCCGAGAGUGAGAUUCCCGACUACAACUUCGAGCGAGUCUCGGGGGAGGCGAAAGCUAUCUGGCGUAGGAAGCUCAGCCCCAUUAAGGUCAAUACAGACAGAGUCAACGAAUCAUUCGCGCGAAACUUCUAUAGUGGUGUGUAUAGGACCAUGGUCAACCCGCAGAAUUAUACAGGAGAGAAUCCACUGUGGGACAGCAGCGAACCGUACUGGGACUCAUUCUACUGUCUGUGGGAUUCCUUCCGCUCCCAAAUUCCGUUCCUGGUCAUCAUUGAUCCAACUUCAGUCGCUGAGAUGGUCAGAUCUCUUAUCGACACAUAUGCCAACCUGGGAUGGCUGCCAGAUUGUCGGAUGAGUUUGUGCAAAGGGCUUACUCAGGGCGGGUCAAACGCAGACAACGUAUUGGCAGACGCCUAUAUCAAGAACAUCACCGAUGGCAUUGACUGGGAUCUGGGCUACGAAGCUGUCCUGAAAGAUGCAGAGGAGGAACCAUUUGACUGGAGUGUCAAUGGCCGCGGAGGUAUGGAUAGUUGGAAAAGGCUCGGCUACAUUCCUGUCCAGGAUUUCGACGUCAAGGGCUUUGGAACACUCACUCGAAGUGUUUCUCGGACGCUGGAAUACAGCUACAAUGAUUUUUGCGUCGCGCAAAUGGCCGACAAGAUGGGACGAGGGUCAGACCGAGACAAGUACCUUGCGUCGAGCAGUAAUUGGCGAAAUCUGUACAAACAGGAUCAGAAAUCUGCAUUUUUCAACGGAACAGACACCGGCUUCAGGGGUUUUUUCGAGCCCAAAUUCCUCAACCAAACCUGGGCAUACCAAAACCCAUUGAAUUGUAGCAAUUUGGAUGGAAACAGUGUCUGUUCUUUGCAGAACAAUGGACCUGAAACGUUCGAGAGCAGCCUCUGGGAGUAUGGAUUCUUCGUUCCUCAUGAUCAGGCAACGCUGAUUAACACAUAUGGUGGCCCGAAUGCAUUUGUUCGCAGACUCAACUUUCUGCAUGAUCAGAACAUUACCUACAUCGGCAACGAACCGGCAUUUCUCACGGUUUUCCAGUAUCAUUACGCCGGCCGUCCAGCCCUUUCAGCGAGGAGGGCUCAUUCUUAUAUCCCUUCAUUUUUCUCACCUGAGCCUGCGGGUCUGCCAGGGAACGAUGAUAGCGGCGCUAUGGGCUCUUUCUUGGCUUUCUCUAUGAUGGGCCUAUUUCCGAACCCUGGACAGGAUGUAUAUUUGAUCAUUCCUCCGUUCUUCGAAAGCAUCGAAGUUACGCAUCCGCAAACGGGAAGGACGGCGAGGGUCCGCAACAUCAACUUUGACCCGACAUACCGAAACAUCUACAUCCAGAGCGCAACUCUGAAUGGCGAGCCUUACAGGAAGAACUGGGUUGAUCACAAGUUUUUUACCGAAGGCCAGCAACUUGUGCUGACUCUCGGUCGACGAGAGAGUGAUUGGGGCACGAGAGUGCGGGAUUUACCGCCAAGCCUCGGAGAGUACCGGGGGUUCAACAGGACAUUCCCCUCAAAUCGCACGAGAAUAGUAGAUACAACGUACAAGGGUGACUUUGGGAAUCAGGGACAGGAUUUGGAAGGGUAG